ACCCAGCUGGACCAGCGACUCCGGGCUGAGUCCACAUGUGUGUGCCGGCCCAGAGCGCCGUGGAGUCGGUCCUGGUCCGGAUGGAUUUCCCUGGGACUUUGUGUCGUCCAAAAGCUAAUGCUAAUGAGCUAAAAGUGCUUUCUAUGAUGUAUGCCGGUCAAGUGUCCUCCAGGACGGACUGUAGUCCGUUCAGACCGGGUCCGAAUCAAGUCCUGGUCCUGCUCGGCUCGAGUCCAAACUCCCACAUCAUUGUGCUGCUGCCGGAAGUCCCCGUCCGCCGGGGGGCGCUGUGUCGGGGACCCCGGGGCAGCAAGGCGGGCCCGGGGCUCCCAGCGGUGUCCGCCGGUGGACGUGGCGUCAGCCUCCAACUUCGGGCGCUUCCAGUUGCGCCACUUCCACUUGGACCUGCGCCUCAACUUCGCCAUGAAGGAGAUGAGCGGCUGGCUGGUCCUGGACCUGGUGCCGCUCCAGCCGGGGGUCCACACCCUGGUCCUGGACUCCCACCCCUCCUUGCUCAUCCACGCCAUAGACUGCAAGCUCCCCGCCUCCCCGCAGGAGGAGCCGGCCUCCCUCACCUACCGCGUCGACCCCUUCGCCGAGUAUGGCUCCGCCCUCAACAUCGCCCUGCCCGACGCCGCCCUCAAGGCGGGAACGCUGCUCCAAGUCACGGUCCGCUACACCACCACCGACGGCCCGGCGAUCUGGUGGUUGGACUCGGAGCUGACUUGCGGCCAAGGCGGUCCUCUGGUUUUCACCCAAGGCCACUCGGUGUGCAACCGUUCCUUCUUCCCGUGUUUCGACACCCCGGCGGUGAAAAGCACGUACACGGCGUCCAUCAGGGUCCCGGAAGGCGUGACGGUGCUGAUGAGCGCGUGUCGGAGCUCCUACUCGAAACAGGACCGGGUCUUCCAGUUCUCCAUGGACUUCCCGGUGCCGUCCUACUUGGUGGCGUUGGUGGCGGGCGAGCUGCAGCACGUAGACGUCGGUCCGAGGAGCCGCGUGUGGGCGGAGCCGUGCCUGCUGUCCUGUGCCGUGAAGAAGCUAGGGGGCAGCGUGGAGCGCUGGCUGGGCGUGGCCGAGGAUCUGUUUGGAGCCUACCUGUGGGGCAGGUGCGACAUCGUCUUCCUGCCCCCCUCCUUCCCCAUCGUCGCCAUGGAGAACCCCUGUCUCACCUUCAUCAUCGCCUCCAUCCUCGAGAGCAGGGACUUCCUGCUGAUCGACGUCGUCCAUGAGAUCGCGCACGGCUGGUUUGGUAACGCCGUCACCAACGCCACCUGGGAGGAGAUGUGGCUCAGCGAGGGUCUCGCCACAUAUGCCCAGCGCAGGAUCACCGCAGAGGCCUACGGCGAGGCGUUCACGUGUCUGGAGAGUGUGGUUCGAUUGGAAGCUCUGCACAGACAGCUGCGUCUCCUUGGAGACAACAACCCCGUGAGCAGGCUGCAGGUCAAGUUGGAGCCAGGUGUGAACCCCAGCACUUUGAUGAAUCUCUUUACCUACGAGAAAGGUUUUUGUUUCGUGUCCUACUUGUCAAAGCUGUGUGGCGACGUCAGACGCUUCGACUGUUUCCUUCGGGACUACAUCUCGGAGUUCAAGUUUCAGAGUGUCCUGGCUCAGGACCUCAUCGACUACUUCCUGGAUUAUUUCCCCGACGUCACACAAGUGGAAGGUCUGGAUUUCCAGCGCUGGCUGAACGGCUGCGGUCCGCCGCCUUAUGAGCCCGACCUGUCAGCGGGGGGCGCUCUGACGGGGCCGGUGCAGGACUUGUGCCGCCUGUGGACCAGCGGGGACCACCUGGACCUGCAGGCUGUAGCCACCUUUGACCUUUCAACCUGGUCCACCUUCCAGAUCGUCCUCUUCCUGGACCGCAUGUUGGACCACGCCCCUUUGUUGCCUGAGGUGAUGUCCAGGCUGUCCAAUCGUUACGCGCUGCUCUUCGACGGCCUUAACGCGGAGGUUCAGGUGCGCUGGCUGCAGACGGUCGUCCGUAGUGUUUUCUAUCCUGACCUGCCGCGACUUCGAGCCUUCCUGCGCAAACACACGUCCAGGAUGUACACGGUGCCGCUGUACGAGGAGCUGGCGGGCGGACCCAUGAAGGGCGUCGCCGUGGAGAUCUUCCAGCAGACGCAGCGGCGCCUGCACCCCAACCUGCGGCGCUCCUUACAGCAGCUCCUCUUCCAGGGCGCCUCGGCCCCGCCCGCUCAGAACGGCCCCGCCCUCGCCGUCACCUCAUUACGGGACGUCAACGUGUCGGCGUGACGCCGACAGAAACGUGGCAACUACCAGCACCUCAAAGAUGACCUUUUAAAAAAAAAAAAAAAAUUGAUUAUUAAUGAGGACCCACUUCUGGUGAUGAUGAUGCCUUCACUGUAGCUGGGACAUGACAGUAUCACUGGUGCUCUACUUGAAAUGAUGCAAUCAGCCCACAUGACUGUUAGCAAAAAAAAGUUUUUUUCAGUCGCUGAUCAAUAACAGUGAAUGAACUCGUGUGCUCACAUAUUGAUUGAUUUUGGUCGAUCGUAUUUUUGCCUUCAAGUGCUCGUCCUCUUUGCAGUGCUAAACUAAGCUAGGCUAGCAGUGCUAAGCUAGGCUUUUUUUUUUUUUUCAAACUUUAUUUAAAUAAUAUAGUACAGAUUUUUAACAAGCAGAAAAUACAAAUAAACCUGUGUGUUAAAUGUUUUCAAAAUAAGUAGAUACAGAUUAUUUUUGCUAAACUAGGCUAGCGGUGCUAAUAGCUGGGCUUGUUUUUUUUUCAUACUUUAUUAUGGAUAUGUUAACAAGAAAAUAAAAACAAACCUGUCUUACAUAUUUUCAAUAUAAGUACAUACAAAUUGUUUAUGCUAAAUUGGCUAGCGGUAAUAUAGUACAUAUAUUGGAACUAUCAAAAAAUAUAAAAUAAAAUGUCUAUUACACAUUUAAAAUAAGUACAUACAGAUUGUUUUGCUCUACUAAGCUAGCAAUGCUAGUAGAUGGGCUUUUUUCCCCUCCAAACUUUAUUUCAAUAAUAUAUUACAGAUAUGUUAACAAGAAAAUAAAAAUAAAGCUGUCUUACACAUUUUCAAAAUAAGUACAUACAAAUUGUUUAUGCUAAAUUGGCUAGCAGUACUAAACUAGCGGUGCUAAACUAGGUUUUUUUUCCCCUCAAAGAAUUUCACUAAUAUAGUACAUACAUUUUAACUAUCAGAAAAUAUAAAAUGUAUGUUACACGUUUUCUAAAUAAGUA
Entelurus aequoreus (snake pipefish) is the source of this 3220-nucleotide messenger RNA. It is a transcript of the gene rnpepl1, whose product is annotated as arginyl aminopeptidase like 1. Bases 151 to 2256 code for a protein of 701 amino acids. The transcript is spliced from 12 exons. Lineage: Eukaryota; Metazoa; Chordata; Actinopteri; Syngnathiformes; Syngnathidae. Gene Ontology annotation, biological process: proteolysis. Gene Ontology annotation, molecular function: metalloaminopeptidase activity; zinc ion binding. The record is from RefSeq and is a predicted model, not a curated record.